Pieris brassicae (large cabbage white) is the source of this 1999-nucleotide messenger RNA. It is a transcript of the gene DNApol-epsilon58, whose product is annotated as DNA polymerase epsilon subunit 2. Gene Ontology annotation, biological process: DNA-templated DNA replication; error-prone translesion synthesis. Gene Ontology annotation, cellular component: epsilon DNA polymerase complex. The record is from RefSeq and is a predicted model, not a curated record. The coding region runs from base 281 to 1855 and encodes 524 amino acids. Gene Ontology annotation, molecular function: DNA binding. The transcript has a single exon. Lineage: Eukaryota; Metazoa; Arthropoda; Insecta; Lepidoptera; Pieridae.
CAUAGUAAUGUCAAUCUGUUGUUGUCACUCAAUUCAAUAGUCAUCAGAUUUCGCGGGUAAUUGUAAUUGAUUAUUGAUAAAACAUUUUAUUCUCGAAUCAGUAAACUAUAUAAUGUAUAGUGUAAUAACACGGAUGAAUUGGAGACAACUUUUGUUGUUUUGAAAAUUUUGUUAUGUUUUAUUUUAUUAUGAUUAUGUAUAGUAAUUAGUAACAUUUUUACAACAGUCUUACCAUUAACACUGCCGAUUUUUAAAGAAAAAAACAGAGAUUUAAGAAGAUAUGUCUGAUUCGAAAGAAGUGCGUUUGGAAAUAAACAAUGCUUUUAAACUUAGUGGUUUUACUAUACGAAGAGAGGCAAGUAGUUUUCUAGCUGAGCAAUUGUCCGGUUUAUCCAACAAGGAUCGAAUAAAAGUCAUUGAUAAAAUUACCGCUCACAUAUUGCACCAGUGUCUAUCACAACCUGUAUUGGAAAAGGAACAUUUAGAAGUAGCAUACAGGGAAUGCAGUUCGGCAGGUCUUGAAGAAGCUGAGACAGUUCUUAAUGUAAUUGAUGCAUUUAAUGUGCCGAAAAUAUCAUAUGAUAAUGAAAAAAAAAAAUUCUCUAUAGAUAUUUCAAAAAAUAACAUAUAUGCAGCUCCCAAAUGUAAAGCUCAAUUUUUAAUAGACAGGUACACCAUGAUUUGGCAAAGGACUAAUAGAAAUAAAUUAUUUGCUAAAGAAAUGUUACCUUCUAUGAAAAAUGAAAAUCGUUUUCAGCUAAGAAAAAUUGAAGUCUUACUAAGUACAUCUCGUAAAGUGGAUGAUGUUGUAGUGCUCGGGCUUUUGACACAGCUGACAGAGGGGAAAUAUUAUCUAGAAGAUCCUACAGGUAGUGUCCUUCUUAACAUGUCUCAAACUCGGUAUCAUUCUGGCUUGUUUACUGAAAACAGUUAUGUACUUGUUGAAGGAUACUUUGAAGACAAAACACUUCAUGUAAUGGGACUUGUUUUACCACCAUCAGAAACUAGAGCUAUAACCUUACCAUACUUUGGCAACUUAAAUACAUUUGGAGGUAAAUCUAAAACAUUAUUGAAAAACUCACAGAAUUUAUUAAAAAUUGAACAGGAAAAUGAAGAUGGGAUGAUAAUUUUCUUAUCUGAUGUAUGGUUUGACAACUUAAAGGUAAUGUCUAAACUGAAAACUUUGUUUGCUGGUUAUGAUGACUUUCCACCAAUAGCAAUAGUUUUUAUGGGUGAAUUUCUAUCGUGUCCAUAUGGAUAUGAGCAUAGCACCCAGUUAAAUGCUGCUUUAAUAAAUUUGGCAGACAUAAUUAUGCCAUUUGCAAAGUUGAGAGAUUCAUGCAAGUUUAUAUUUGUUCCUGGAAGGGGAGACCCAGCUGCUGCAAAUAUUUUACCAAGGCCUCCCAUACCCAACACAAUAACAAAACAAAUUUGUGAAAAAUUAGGAGAUUCUGUCAUAUUUACCACUAAUCCAUGUAGAUUGCAGUAUUGUACCCAAGAAAUUGUAGUUUUAAGACAAGACUUGGUAACAAAAAUGUGUCGGAAUGCAAUACAUUUUCCAGACGCAGGAGACAUACCAGAUCAUUUAACCAAAACCUUACUUAGUCAGUGUACAUUAUCCCCACUAUCCCUAGGUGUUCAACCAGUAUUUUGGAAACAUGCUGAUGCAUUAAGCUUAUAUCCAAUGCCAGAUUUGGUGGUUGUGGGUGAUAACUUUCCUCCCUAUUCAAGAUCAUAUCAAAAUUGCCUAGUGGUUAAUCCUGGUUCAUUUCCAAGAACUCAAUUUUCAUUUAAAGUGUAUGUUCCAGCUUCAAGAACCAUAGAAGAUUCACAAAUACCUAAUGAGGAUGCCUAAUAUGAUUUGGUGCUAUACAGGAUUAAAUAAAUAAUGUAAAAAAUUGUUUGUUUUAAAUCUCAUAUUAAAUAAAAUUAAGGAAAAUGCACUGUAAGUUUAAAGAUAUAAUGCAUAUCUAAAGUAAUAAAACAAUAAUGAACCAUA